GCUCGCGCUCCCGCCCUCUUGCUGCGCUCGGCUGAGUCAGUCAGUCUGUUGGAGUCUGUCCUCGGAGCAGGAGGAGCGAAGGGACUUCUGAGAGCCAGCUGCUUGAUUAUUUUCUUUCCCCUCCCUUUCUCCCGCCCCGCAUCUCUCUUCAUCCCUUUCCUGCCCUUGCUCGCGCAGCCAUGGCGGAGCCGUCGGCGGCCACUCAAUCCCCGUCCGUCUCCUCGUCGUCCUCCGGGGCCGAACCCUCGGCGCCCGGUGGCGGGAGCCCUGGAUCCUGCCCCGCCCUGGGGGCGAAGAGCUGCGGCUCCUCCUGUGCGGUGCACGAUCUGAUUUUCUGGCGAGAUGUGAAGAAGACGGGUUUUGUCUUCGGCACCACACUGAUCAUGCUGCUCUCCCUGGCAGCUUUCAGUGUUAUCAGUGUGAUUUCUUACCUCAUCCUGGCUCUUCUCUCUGUCACCAUCAGCUUCAGGGUCUACAAGUCUGUCAUCCAAGCUGUACAGAAAUCAGAAGAGGGCCAUCCGUUCAAAGCCUACCUGGAUGUAGACAUUACUCUGUCCUCAGAAGCUUUCCAUAAUUACGUGAAUGCUGCCAUGGUACGCAUCAACAGAGCCCUGAAACUCAUUAUUCGUCUCUUUCUGGUGGAAGAUUUGGUUGACUCCUUGAAGCUGGCUGUCUUCAUGUGGCUGAUGACCUAUGUUGGUGCCGUUUUCAAUGGAAUCACCCUUCUGAUUCUCGCCGAACUGCUCAUUUUCAGUGUCCCCAUUGUCUAUGAGAAGUACAAGACCCAGAUUGAUCACUAUGUUGGCAUCGCCCGUGAUCAGACCAAGUCGAUUGUUGAAAAGAUACAAGCAAAACUCCCUGGAAUCGCAAAAAAAAAGGCAGAAUAAGUACAUGGAAACCAGAAAUGCAACAGUUACUAAAACACCACUUAAUAGUCAUAACGUUAUUACCUGUACUAUGAAGGAACGCGCUCAGCGUCAGCUCGAGCCUGCAUUCCAAGCUUCUUUUUCUUAAUUUGUUUUCUCCCCUCCUUUCCCGUUACCCUCAGUAUCAAGCACAAGAAUUGUUGGACUAAAAAAAGAACUGAUACCUUAGGAUCCAAAAGAAUAAAGAAAGAGUCAAAUUAAUAGGAUAAAUCGUACCUUAAUGGUGGCGGAGCUUUUACUUGUAGCUUGAAAGGGGAGAGGUUGGAGGUCAAGGAAAUAAUGAAAGAAAGCACUGCUCUUGGACUCUGCUAUCCAGGUCUCAAGGACUAGUCUUACCCAGCUUCCCAUCCGAGUUUUACCCUUAUUUUUAUGUUAAGAAAUAAUGAUUAACUUAUGAGGAAAUUAUCUGGGGACAGGAGUGGGAUUCCUUCCCAUGGGUUUUGGUGAACCUCUGAUCCCAUCUUCCGGCCCCACAAUGUGAGCAGCUACUCCUAAUACUCCUCUUCUUUGUGUAAUGCUAUAGCUUCCAACUCUAUGAAUAACCUGUAGGUGAUAGAGAUAGUUCCUGCUUCCCAGAAUGCCGUCUGGGAACCAAGAAUGGAAAUGGAAGGUGGGGCUGGGACGACCCUCCCCUCCCGCUCCCCCCUAGGAAAGGAAAGUCUCUGCCUUUGGGAGGGUGGCAUCUGUGUCUAUUCUCGUGGGCACCAGUUCUGGGCUUUAGUUUGAGAACUCAUUCCUGAAUGUGCUUUCCUCCCUCUUCCUUGCCCACCUCACCUCAAGUUUAAUAAAUAUGGUUGUACUUUUCUUAUUAUGAAAUAAAUGUCUGUAACUGCUGUACACUGCUGUAAACUUGUUAGAGAAAAAGUAUAAUCCGCAUGUGGGCUCCUCA
Enhydra lutris kenyoni (northern sea otter) is the source of this 1815-nucleotide messenger RNA. RefSeq names its product reticulon 3. The transcript is spliced from 7 exons. The coding region runs from base 180 to 887 and encodes 235 amino acids. Lineage: Eukaryota; Metazoa; Chordata; Mammalia; Carnivora; Mustelidae. Gene Ontology annotation, cellular component: neuron projection; postsynaptic density. Gene Ontology annotation, biological process: neuron differentiation; endoplasmic reticulum tubular network formation; brain development. The record is from RefSeq and is a predicted model, not a curated record.